Messenger RNA from Candida tropicalis MYA-3404, 915 nucleotides. RefSeq names its product putative pyridoxal kinase. NCBI's taxonomy places the organism in Eukaryota, Fungi, Ascomycota, Pichiomycetes, Serinales, Debaryomycetaceae. The record is from RefSeq and is a predicted model, not a curated record. The transcript has a single exon. The coding region runs from base 1 to 915 and encodes 304 amino acids. Gene Ontology annotation, molecular function: pyridoxal kinase activity. Gene Ontology annotation, biological process: pyridoxal 5'-phosphate salvage. Gene Ontology annotation, cellular component: cytosol.
AUGUCCGAUAAAGAACCCAUGAAAGCUUUACUAUCGAUCCUGUCGCAUGUUGUUCACGGAUAUGUCGGUAAUAGGGCAACAGUUUUCCCAUUGCAAUAUACAGGGUGGGAUGUUGAUGCUAUAAACACCACAAAUUAUUCGAAUCAUCCUGGAUAUGGAUCAUUAACUGGAAUUGCAACAUCUCCAGAUUUGAUACAAGAUAUCAUUCAAGGAUUACAGAAGAUCUUAAAUUUCAAGGUGACUUAUGAUAUAAUACUAACUGGGUAUACACCCAAUGCAAGGGUUUUAACUGUGGUUAAAGAUGAAUUAAUUAAAUCGAUUCAAGAUAAAAAUCAAUCCAGUAAGAAACCACAUUGGGUUGUUGACCCAGUAUUGGGUGAUAAUGGAAAGAUUUACGUUGAUGAAAAAGUCAUUCCCGUGUAUAAGGAAAUUUUCUCUACUGGGUUAGUUUCGUUGAUUACUCCAAAUCAAUUUGAAUUUGAAACAUUGUGUGGGGUUAAAAUAAAUACAUGGGAGGAUGUCAAAUCUGCAAUUGAAGAAUUUAGAAACGACUAUGAUAUUGAAAAUAUUGUGAUUUCAUCUGUAUCCAUAAACAACAAGUUAUAUUGUGUGGGAUCUACCAAAAAGAGUACAUUUUAUAUUCCAAUAAAUCAAAUAGAUUGUAAUUUUAAUGGGUGUGGUGAUUUAUUUACAGCAUUAAUGGCAAAUGAGUUUUAUAAUUAUGAAUAUAGUAUAAAUCCAGAAAUGUUGAAUGAUGUCCUGACUAAAUUAAACAAGAUUCUUGAGUUUAGUUUCAAAGAUGAGAUUCAACAAACAGGUGAGGAACCAAGUGUGGUUAAGGAUAUUAGAAUAGUUGCAGCUAAGGAGUAUUUAACGAUAGAUUAUAAGCUGGAUAAUGGUGUAGUAUAUAUAUAG